Molecule: messenger RNA, 1129 nt
Organism: Pseudomyrmex gracilis
Lineage: Eukaryota; Metazoa; Arthropoda; Insecta; Hymenoptera; Formicidae
Gene: Phb1
Product: protein l(2)37Cc
Exons: 4
Coding region: 171-989 (272 amino acids)
Biological process (GO): mitochondrion organization
Cellular component (GO): membrane; mitochondrion
Source: RefSeq, a predicted model, not a curated record
UUAUUGUCGAGUUUAGUUUGCUUAGCUCCUAGUUGUCUACACAACAUAAAAUGUGCAGACAACUAGUAAAUCGGCAAAAUUCCAACCUGACCGGUUAACUCCUAUAUUUUGCUCCAUUUAUUACAAAUCGUAUAAUAUAUUAAAACCGAGAAUAUAUAAUACACUUAAGUAUGGCAGCACAAUUCUUUAAUCGAUUGGGUCAGCUCGGCCUAGGUAUAGCUCUUACUGGUGGUGUUAUCAAUUCUGCAUUAUACAAUGUUGAUGGUGGUCAUAGAGCAGUUAUAUUUGAUAGAUUUGCUGGUAUAAAAAAUGCAGUGAUAGGCGAAGGAACACACUUUUUUAUUCCCUGGGUGCAAAAACCAAUUAUUUUUGACAUCCGUUCACGACCGAGAAAUGUUCCUGUUAUUACCGGGAGCAAAGAUCUUCAAAAUGUAAAUAUCACUCUUCGUAUCCUCUUCAGACCUGUGCCUGAUUCUUUACCUAGAAUAUAUACAAUUCUUGGUGUGGAUUAUGAUGAAAGAGUACUUCCGUCUAUUACGACUGAAGUACUGAAAGCUGUAGUUGCACAAUUUGAUGCUAGUGAAUUAAUUACACAAAGAGAAAUUGUAUCUCAGAAGGUCAGUGAAGAUUUAACAGAAAGAGCUGCACAAUUUGGCCUUAUCUUAGAUGAUAUUUCACUUACACAUUUAACAUUUGGCAAAGAGUUUACUCAGGCGGUAGAAUUGAAACAAGUGGCGCAACAAGAUGCAGAGAAAGCUCGUUUCUUAGUAGAAAAGGCUGAACAGCAGAAGAAGGCUGCUAUUAUUAGUGCCGAGGGUGACGCGCAAGCCGCACUUUUACUAGCGAAAUCUCUAGCAGAAGCGGGAGACGGUCUAGUUGAGCUCAGAAAAAUAGAAGCCGCCGAGGACAUCGCGCACAACUUAUCCAAGUCUCGUCAAGUGGCGUACUUGCCGUCAAGUUUGAAUGUGCUGCUUAAUUUGCCGCAAUAAACUAAACGAACUAUGAAUUAUGCAUUUACAUCAUGAGAAGUUUGAUGUUGUAACAGAUUGUAUAAAUCGCCUAGCAGAUGAUGGAAACUUAUCCGAAAAAGUGUUGCAUAGCAGCAAUACAUAGUAUUUCGUAACAUUUA